GCGCCGCGUCACAAUGGAGCCGGUCGGAGGCGGCUAGCCGGGCAGCGCCGGGGCUUCCCGCUGAGUCCGCAGCCCCGGGCAGCCGGGAAAGUGCGGGCGCAGGGCCGCCGCCGGCGCGCCCGAGGAGGCGCGGGGCGCACUCUGCGGAGAGCGCCGGCGCCCGGGGCUGGAGUCGCGCAGGAAUUCCUCAAAUUGAAACUAAUUGCAGAGUUUCUGGUUGACCAGCAUUCAUAGGUUUCUUUCUAGGUCCCUAAACUACGAUCAAGUUUGGAAAGGAUGUUUGUUAUCUGAAAGUCUCUAUACUGACGAGAUCUGAAAGAACUGAAUGAAGACAAACUCGGAGAUGGUGUGUCUAAGAAACUUCAAAAGGUGUAGACCCCCUGAUUGAAGCAUAGCUGAUUUAUUUGAUUCAUUUUUUCCACUUUUUUUCUGUACUCGUACAAGGGGGAGUCAUGAUUACACUAACAGAGCUAAAAUGCUUAGCAGACGCCCAGUCAUCUUAUCACAUCUUAAAGCCAUGGUGGGAUGUCUUCUGGUAUUACAUCACCCUGAUCAUGCUGUUGGUGGCUGUACUGGCCGGAGCUCUCCAGCUUACACAGAGCAGGGUCCUGUGCUGUCUUCCGUGCAAAGUGGAAUUCGACAAUCACUGCGCUGUGCCUUGGGACAUCCUAAAAGCCAGCGCGAACACGUCCUCUAAUUUUGGGACACCACUUCCGCUCCCCCUCCGAAUCCAGAAUGACCUCCACCGACAGCAGUACUCCUACAUCGACGCAGUCUGUUAUGAGAAACAGCUCCAUUGGUUUGCAAAGUUUUUCCCCUACCUGGUGCUCUUGCACACACUUAUCUUUGCAGCCUGCAGCAACUUUUGGCUUCACUACCCCAGCACCAGCUCUAGGCUGGAGCAUUUCGUGGCCAUCCUUCACAAGUGCUUCGAUUCUCCAUGGACCACCCGCGCCCUGUCAGAAACAGUGGCUGAGCAGUCAGUGAGGCCCCUGAAAGUCUCCAAGUCCAAGACUUUGCUUUCGUCCUCUGGGUGUUCAGCUGACGUUGACUCCAGCAAGCAGUCACUGCCCUACCCACAGUCAGGUUUGGAGUCAGCCAGCAUAGAAAGCCCAACUUCCAGUGUCCUGGACAAGAAGGAAGGUGAACAGGCAAAGGCCAUCUUUGAGAAAGUGAAAAGGUUCCGUCUGCAUGUGGAGCAGAAGGACAUCAUUUACCGGGUGUAUCUGAAGCAGAUAAUAGUCAAAGUCAUUUUGUUUGUCAUGAUCAUAACGUACGUUCCAUAUUUUUUAACCUACAUUACUCUUGAAAUUGACUGUUCAAUUGAUGUGCAGGCUUUUACGGGAUAUAAACGCUACCAGUGUGUCUACUCCUUGGCAGAAAUAUUUAAGGUCCUGGCUUCAUUCUAUGUCAUUUUGGUAAUACUAUACGGUCUCACCUCCUCCUACAGCUUAUGGUGGAUGCUGAGGAGUUCCCUGAAGCAAUAUUCCUUUGAGGCGUUAAGAGAAAAAAGCAACUAUAGCGAUAUCCCGGACGUCAAGAAUGACUUUGCAUUCAUCCUCCAUCUAGCUGAUCAGUAUGAUCCUCUUUAUUCCAAACGCUUCUCCAUAUUCCUGUCAGAGGUUAGUGAGAACAAACUGAAGCAGAUCAACCUCAACAACGAAUGGACAGUUGAGAAACUGAAAAGUAAGCUUGUGAAAAACUCCCACGACAAGAUAGAGCUGCAUCUCUUUAUGCUCAGUGGUCUUCCGGACAAUGUCUUUGAGUUAACGGAAAUGGAAGUGCUCAGCCUGGAGCUGAUCCCCGAGGUCAAGCUGCCCUCUGCAGUCUCACAGCUGGUCAACCUCAAGGAGCUUCAUGUGUACCAUUCAUCCCUGGUGGUAGACCAUCCUGCACUAGCCUUUUUAGAGGAGAAUUUAAAAAUCCUCCGCCUAAAAUUUACUGAAAUGGGAAAACUCCCACGCUGGGUAUUUCACCUGAAGAAUCUCAAGGAGCUUUACCUGUCAGGCUGUGUUCUCCCUGAGCAGUUGAGUACCAUGCAGCUGGAGGGCUUUCAGGACCUAAAAAACCUAAGGACCCUCUACCUAAAGAGUAGUCUGUCCCGGAUCCCCCAGGUUGUCACAGACCUCCUGCCUUCACUGCAGAAGCUGUCCCUUGACAACGAGGGAAGCAAACUGGUCGUGCUGAACAACUUAAAAAAGAUGGUCAAUCUGAAAAGCCUAGAACUGAUCAGCUGUGACCUGGAACGCAUUCCACACUCCAUUUUUAGCCUGAACAAUUUGCAUGAGUUAGACCUAAAGGAAAAUAACCUUAAAACUGUGGAAGAGAUCAUUAGCUUUCAGCAUCUUCAGAAUCUUUCCUGCUUAAAAUUGUGGCAUAAUAACAUUGCUUAUAUCCCUGCCCAGAUCGGAGCAUUAUCUAACCUAGAGCAGCUCUCUUUGGAUCAUAAUAACAUUGAGAAUCUGCCCUUGCAGCUUUUUCUAUGCACCAAACUACAUUACUUGGAUCUAAGCUAUAACCACCUGACCUUCAUUCCAGAAGAAAUCCAGUAUCUGAGUAAUUUGCAGUACUUUGCUGUGACCAACAACAAUAUCGAGACACUGCCAGAUGGACUAUUUCAGUGUAAGAAGUUGCAAUGUUUACUCUUGGGGAGAAAUAGCCUGACGGAUUUGUCCCCUCACGUAGGUGAGCUGUCGAACCUCACUCAUCUGGAGCUCAUUGGUAAUUACCUGGAAACGCUGCCUCCGGAGCUGGAAGGGUGUCAGUCCCUGAAACGGAGCUGUCUGAUUGUGGAGGAUAGUUUGCUCAAUACUCUUCCUCUCCCUGUGACAGAACGUUUGCAGACUUGCUUAGAUAAAUGUUGAUCAGAGACCUGUGUUGCAAAGGCAUUUUUUAAACGUACACCCCAGGGCUUUAAAAGAGACAUAAACUUUCCUAAGUUAUAAAGUGAAACAUGGGUGGUAGUAACAAGGCAACCAUAACCAGAUAUCUUAUUAAAGCCACUCAAUAUCUAGCCCUAAGUUAAACAGGUAAAAAGUAUAAACACUGAACUGGAAUUUUGUGAAUAAUUGAUCUUUAACUUAUUGAGGUGUAAGAAGUACACAUUGAGGAUGGGUUGAGGAGUGUGAAAUGACUGAAUCUUUACUUUGCAGUUUUUCCCUUUAGGAUUAUACAGGUUUCUUUCCUCUUCCUCCCCAUCCCUAUUUCUUAUUUGCACACCUGUUUUAACUGACUUCCUGUUUUGAUAUUUAUCACCACAACCGCAAAAUCUCAUCAAUAUAAAUUUCCUUGAUGUAGAUGCACCACUGUCUUUGAUUUAGGUUCCUACUGUUCUUUUUAGGCAGGGUAUAUUAUGCUUGGCAGAAUUCCUUUUUGUCUUAAUUGUUACUUCCUUUCCCUGCUUGCUUAAGUCGUCCUUAAUAUGGUUUUCUCUCAACAACCAUGAGGAUCCCUGAGAAAAUGCCCGCCUUUGGCCUUGAUCUAGAACAGGAGCCAGGGUACAUUGGACAUGUUACCCUCAGGGCAUCCUGAAAAUUAAUGUUUUCUUGAAAAUUUCUUCUUAUCUAUCAUCAAAGCCUUUUUUUUAUUUGUUAAGAAUUUUUAUAUGAAAUAUAAAAUAUAUAAAUAUUUUCUAUUGUGUGGUCUCGGGUUCCACAUCUGUGAGAAUAAUUUUUGUAAGGUACAGAGAACAUAUGCAUUUCUUUAAGAACUAACGAUGCUUGGUUUUAGCUGUUGAUGAUUCUCAAGUUUGUGUGCACUCUGCUCCAAAAUGUUUUUGUACUCCGCAACUAAUUGCUUGGAUAACAAAAGCCUUGUGUUUUGUGCCCUAAAGUAUUUGGGGGUUUCCUUGUGAGAGGAUGGCCACAUCAUCUACCUCUCUCUUCCCUAGUCUCUGUGCAAUUGUACGGGUACAAUUCUUAAUUAUUUACAAAAACUGUGAUGGAGGGGAGAGGGACAGAUUUGAACUUUAAAAUUGAUUUCAAAAUACUUUGUAGGGAUUUAGUAAAUGUUAAAGCAAAAUGUUUUUUUCCUCCAUCUGCAUGAUCUCUAGAUAUGAUUUAUAAAAUAAAACACUCGUCAUCUAUUCAGUGUCCAAGGUGAGCUCUCAGAGCUCACAAAGAUUCAUUUAACUGAAAUUCAUCUCAUGCCUUUAACUCUUCUGGAAUACAUUUUGCUCCUUUUUAUAAAGAGCUUUGUGUUUGGCCUUUUAUUAUUGUGCAUAAUGUUACAUGAAUAAAAUCGACUGACUCACUUUUGGGAAAUGUACAUUUUUAAUGUGUUUUCUCCAGUCGGUCUAACCAUUAUGAUGCCAUCUCAUUUUGGAUACAACUCUGAAGUAAUCUGUUAACUGCAUCUAGAAAAAAACUGGAAGACAUGAUUGGUAAAGAGUACUGUAAACAUGAAAUUGUGGUGUGCAGUGUAUGCUUUCCUUGCUUUGUUUCAGAAAGUUGAAAGUGGGUCUUUAAAAUAUUAAAGUACAGUAAAUGCAGUGUCUUUCAUCUGCCGAACAUGCCUGGACUGAAGUUCAGAGAAAAGAAUUAUUCACAUCGAAUGAAAUUUUAGCUAUAAACAAUACUGAGCACCAAAAGCUGCCUCACACAUUAUUGCUUAUUCUGAAUGGGAAGGAACAGUGUAAAUAUAUACUUCUUACCAAAACUUGCCUUUAACCAGAACACUGACGUUCUCAGGGAACCAGGCAUAAAUGAUCAAACUUUCUUCUAAGACUUUACAGAUUCUGACUAUAUGCAAGGUUUUGUUAUUUUCAUUUUUUAAAAUGUGAGUUGAUGGUUAUUUUAGUGCUUCCCAGUAGAACUGUCAUGUGCACUGAUUUCAGUGUUGGGUAGGAUUAUCUUAAGUUUUGCACAAAAAUGUGAUACACAUUUUGAGAGAUGUUCAAAUGUUUUGGGCCACACAAAUAGCCAUGAUUUGUAUUUAAAAAUCCUAUCCUCUUCUUUAGGAAGAAUUUUCAAAACAAAAUUCAGAUUUGCUACCAUUCACUUGACAAACUAGAACUUCUGCAUGUUUAGUCAUUGAUUCUGUUCAAGUGCAAAAGCCAUUGGCUAGAUCUUCCUUAUCACUUCGGGAAAUUCCUGGGAGCAGUUUGCUAGCAGGACCAAUAAUAAAUUUGUAAGCUACUUUCCACACAUUAGGAUAUAGUUACUGGUGCAAACUGUGUUGCUCUUGAUGCCAUAGUUUCAAAAUGUCUUUUUAUUUAAAUUUUAUACACCAGUAUUUAAGUAGCUUUUGAAACAACACAGCACUAACCCAGUGAACAAUGACAUCACUGCUUCAUCUAUGAAAUAUAUAGAUGAAAAAGUGUUUCAUGUUGAUAGCACCUUUACUACAUUGUGGGAGCAGAUCUUUAUUUUGCAAGUGUAUAUAUAUAUAUUCACUCAAGAGAAUUUUAAACUAAGAGAAUGAAGUUUGCUAGAUUAUAAUUAUGAGACUUUAAUUGGUGUUUGAUUUCCAAGAGUGUAUUUUCCAAAAUCUAAGUAUAAAGGAUUAAGUUUAAAAAGUUUAUGACUUAUACUAGAAAUAGCAUCAGUUCAUUUUAUUUGCGUGAACACACAGACAUUGAGAUACACCUAUUCCAUGAGUGCAAUUGCAACUUAAUAGUUUUGGAUAUAUUUAGUAGUUUUCCAAAAUUGCAAGAGGUUUUAGGUUAAUGCAAGGAUAGCAAUUUUUUUAAAUUCAUAACUUUCAAACAUGGAGUGUUCUAUUACAUUAUUUAUGACAUUUAAAAGAAAACCAUAAAUGUUUUUGAGCAUUCCUACAAAGAUAUAUUGUUCUUUUCCUAACCUAUAUCAGGGUAUAUCUGUGUGUCACAAAGUACUGUAUUUUCAUUUUUUGCCCUCGGUCUUAACAUUUUCCCCAUAUAUGUCACCAUAUUUCGCUGUCACUUAAUAUUUAUGUUAAAACAGGGUAAAUAAGAUCCUCGGGAUCUCAGUGCUGUGGUAGAGCUCCAGUAGGUGUGCUGCUUUGGUUUAUUUGCAUAACAUUAUUGUUAGAGAAAAAUCUGUUUCUGUUCUUUAAGUGUUUCGUGGUUCGAAUUUUAUGUUUAAUUAAAAUACUGCAUAAUAUUGAUGGGUUAUUAAAACAAUCAAACAAUUCUGUGGAUUUGACAUUAUUUCCUUGUGUUUUCAAUAAAAUUUCCAUCUUUAUAUUCUCUUAGCACCCUCCUAUUCACAUAAGGCAUUUUGUUUUCUUUCUCCACUCACCCACCUUGUUAAAUUCAAUCAGCACUUGUCUAGUAACAGAAAAUAUUAGUGCUAAAGGAUUUGCAGUAGCACCUGAGCAUGUAUUUAUUGGAAGGGGGCAAAACCUGUGCCUAUAACUAUGCCUGGGUAGUUCUUUAUUCAUCCCUUCAGUAUUUAGAACUGAUCUUGUGAUCCUUCAGUCUUGCCAAAAGCAUGAGGAUAAAGCUAUAGGUCCACUUCGUUUUCAUUGACUGUACAUCACAUCAGGAUCUGUGUUUGUUUAUUUCUGGAAAUAAGAGGAAGAGAGGACAAGUUGUUUUGUAUCCUGAAAUAUAUAUGUAUAUGAAUGAAAUGGUAUAAACUAAUAACGGUUGGAAAAUGCCCUCAAUAAUUAUUAAUUAUUUCUUAUCUUUAACUGGAUACAAAGUGCUAAAGCAAUGAAAAUAACUGCAGUCCUAUUUAACUGGUCCUCUUCCUUCCUGUCUUAUCCAUCACUUCUAUAGUAGCAGGAGGUAUCUACUAAGUAUCUUUGGUAAUGGACUACAGUUUCUUCAACAUUUUUUUAUAUAAACAAUUUCAUCAACACUGAGACAUUAACACGGACUAUAUAAGCCAAAGUUCUGAGUUGAGAUGGCUUACAAUUGAACUUCAUAUUUAAAUUUUGCAUUUAAUAAUUAUUUCUGUUGCUGAGAAAAUUAUGAAUGCCUUUUGCAUGGUAUACAUUAUCUCUAACAGAGAUGGUGCAAUUUUAAAAAUACAAAGGAUUAUAGAAUUAGAAUGGAUGUAUUUAUGCACAUAUGUUGUGUAUCAGCCCAAAUAUUAACGUUGUACAAAACAUUUUUUUUGAAUUCCACAAAUGUUUUGUUUUGAGUGAAAUAAUGGGCCAAUUACUCAAGACAUUUUCUUUUGUUAGCUCACAGUAAAAUCUAGCAUUUGUUAUUUUUUCUUUGUCACAUAUUUGGAAGUGUGUAUAUUGUUUUUUUGCUUCUGGUAAUGAAUUAUUAGAAAAUACAUAAGAUUCUGUUCAAUGUUUUUGGCCCUCAGGUUUAAAUCCCUACCAAAUCUCUCUGAUUCAGUAGAUUUUGGUAAAUUUUACUGUUUAUAAAGUACUUUUUGUGUAAAAAUAUUCAAUUUUUAUAGUAAAUGGUAAAUAAAAACAAAUGCU
Molecule: messenger RNA, 7362 nt
Organism: Sciurus carolinensis (gray squirrel)
Lineage: Eukaryota; Metazoa; Chordata; Mammalia; Rodentia; Sciuridae
Gene: Lrrc8b
Product: leucine rich repeat containing 8 VRAC subunit B
Exons: 6
Coding region: 453-2864 (803 amino acids)
Molecular function (GO): protein binding
Source: RefSeq, a predicted model, not a curated record